AUGCCCUCGGUCACGGCUCAGCCCGACCUGACCUCGCCCUUGGCUUCGUCGCCCGAAGCGCACUCAUCGCCCCAGAGCCUCCCCGACCUCGUCCACAACCUCAAGCAUGGAAGCUCCGUCCUCGCCCUCGCCGUCAGUCCCCAGCACGACUCCAUCUACGCCGGCACCCAGGACGGCGAGAUUGUCGCCUGGUCCCUCGCCACCUUUCACCAGGUCCACCAGGUCCAGGCCCAUAAGCGCAGCGUCCUCUCCCUCUUCCUUUCUCCGGAUGCCUCCCUCCUCUUCUCCAGCGCCGGCGACCCCGUCAUCAACGUCUGGUGCCCCAGGACCUUGCGCCGCCUCUACGAAGUAUACGGCAUCCACGACGUCGGCGACGUCUUUUGCACCGCCUACAGCCCCCAGCACGAUACCCUCUACCUCGGCGCCCAGAAUACGACCAUCCAGUGGGUCGGCCUAGGCGAUCCCUCCGUCAAAGUCCCCCCCGGCUCCCAAAGCCAUCCCGACCGCAGGAACCAUCGCUUCUUUGACUCCAAGGCCGUCGGUGGAACCAGCACCCCCCGGCGAAGCGAGGGAAGGUGGAGCUUGAUUCCCCGCGCCCAGGCCGUCCUCGAAAUCGACGGCGGCUCUGUCCGCCACUUUGCCCACAACGGCUACGUAUACUGCAUGCUCAUGGCCAAGGGCCCCACGGUCGAGGUCAAUGCCGGCGACGACGUCCUCAUAUCCGGCGGCGGCGAUGGCACAAUCAAGUUGUGGUCCCUGAGCCGGCCCCAGCGCCCACAGGCCCAAGACGACGACAGCGACGAGAGCCAAGACGGCCACGGGCACAUUGAGGAGCUCAUGACCUUGGGGAAUGAUGACGCCGACUCAGUCCUGUCGCUUGCCCUCGACGGCUCCUUCUUGUACGCCGGAAAGCUCGACGGCAUCGUCGAGCUCUGGGACCUCGACACGACCCAGAGGCUCCGCGUCAUCAAGGCCCACGGCGCCGAUGUCAUGUCCCUCCACAUGGGCUGGGGCUACCUGUGGACGGCGUCAGCCAACGGCUGUGCCAGUCGCUACAGCAUCGCCCAUUACGGCGCAAACUGCCAUGCCUCUCCUGGAGACGUCACCCAGAAGUAUCGGUGCCUCAGCAAGUGGAGAGCCCACGAGGGCAAGAUCCUAGCCUCGGCUGUCACCACCUACGGAGAUCACAAGUACUUCAUCACCGGCGCCAACGACGACGAGAUAUCCAUCUGGUCCACGAAGGACAAGGCCUGCUGUACCAAGCCGGCCGCCGAGGGGACCGAGGACCUGCUCUUCUCCACGCUGUCUGACUUUGUCUCGUACAAGACGGUCUCGUCCCGCCCAGAGUAUGCCGAAGACUGCCGCAAGGGUGCCACCUUUCUCGGCGCGCUCUUCAAGCGCCUCGGCGGCCAUGUUGAGAUGCUAAGCACCGAAAAGGCCCACAACCCCGUCGUCUAUGCCCGCUUCUCCGGCAAGAAGGAGGCGGCAGAAGGCCGUAAGCGCAUCCUCUUCUACGGCCACUACGACGUGGUGGCGGCCGACAACAAAAACGGCAAGUGGAUGACGGAUCCCUUUAUCCUCAAGGGCACCAAUGGUUUUCUCUACGGGCGCGGCGUCAGCGAUAACAAGGGACCCGUUGUGGCGGCCCUGUUCGCCGUUACCGAUCUUAUGCAGGCGCAGAAGCUCGAAAACGACGUCGUCUUCCUCAUCGAGGGCGAGGAGGAGGUCGGCUCGAGAGGCUUCGAGGAGGCCGUCGAGAGGCACAGAGGCCUCAUCGGCCACGUCGACUAUAUCCUGCUCGCCAACAGCUACUGGCUAGACGACGAGGUGCCAUGUCUGACGUACGGCCUGCGAGGCGUGCUCCAUGCCACCGUGUCCGUCGACGCGCCCCGCCCCGACCUACACUCGGGCGUCGACGGCUCCUACAUGGUCGACGAGCCCCUCUCGGAUCUGACCAGCAUCUUGUCCAAGCUCAAGGGCGCCGGCAACAGGAUCCAGAUUCCGGGCUUCUACGAUGGCAUCCCUCCCAUGAGGCCCGAGGAAGAGACCCGGUACGACGCCAUUGCCUCCAUCCUGAUGCAGCACGGGGCCGACAACAUCAACGAGGACAAGCUCAAGCAGUCGUUGAUGGCACGCUGGCGGGAGCCGAAUCUCACCAUUCACCGCUACAAGGUGUCUGGUCCGGAGGGUAGUCUGAUCAGCAGCCACGCCAGUUCGCACAUCAGUCUGCGUUUGGUCCCGGGACAAGAGGUCGAGGGCGUGACGGGGGCGCUGUCGUGGUUUCUGCAGCGCGAAUUUGCUCUUCUCAACUCGCAGAAUCGCCUGAACAUCAACAUUGAUAACAAGGCCGAGCCUUGGCUCGGCGACCCGACCAACGCCAUCUUCCGCACCCUGGGCCAGGCCAUUGUCGAAGCCUGGCCCGACUGCUUCAACCGCUCUGGAUCGCCGGGCUCACCGGUCGCCGACGACAAGGCAGCCGGCUCUCUGGACACCAAGCCGCCCAAGCCGAGGCAGCCGCUGUACAUUCGCGAGGGCGGCUCGAUCCCUGCCAUCCGGUUUCUGGAAAAGGCGUUCGGCGCACCGGCAGCUCAUUUGCCGUGCGGGCGGGCCAGCGAUGCCGCGCAUCUGGACAAUGAGCGGAUGAGCAUGGUCAAUUUGCUCAAGGCGAGGGAGAUUUUUGGCAAGGUGUUUGCACGGCUGUAG
Messenger RNA from Hirsutella rhossiliensis, 2703 nucleotides. RefSeq names its product peptidase family m20/M25/M40 domain-containing protein. The transcript is spliced from 2 exons. Lineage: Eukaryota; Fungi; Ascomycota; Sordariomycetes; Hypocreales; Ophiocordycipitaceae. Gene Ontology annotation, biological process: proteolysis; glutathione catabolic process. The record is from RefSeq and is a predicted model, not a curated record. Gene Ontology annotation, molecular function: peptidase activity; protein binding. Bases 1 to 2703 code for a protein of 900 amino acids.